GCGGCAAACGCGAGUGAGGCGCAUCUCUGACGUACUUCCGGGGCGUCGGAACAGGGCGGCCGCGGGAGCCGCACGCCUGGAAGAUGGUGGUUACUAGAUCUUCGCGGCCUCGGGCCGGGAACCAAGCCACGUCAGUUGAAAGCUCGCGGAAGAAGAAUUCUGUUGUCACAAGACUUCAAGUGCACCCAAAAGGCAGGAAGGGGUCUUCACCUGAUAACCCAAAUACUGCUGAAUCACAGACCACUCCAGAACGAAGUCCGACUCCUAAAACCAGGAAGAGUGGAACUACAGGCUCAUUACCAGAAAUGAACAAACCUUCGACAGAUGGCGAGAUCUCUGAAGCAGAGUCAAAUUGUUCUGUGUCUGAGGUCCAGGAUCCUAUUUUCAGAGUAACUAGGAGAAGACAGAUCUUAGUUGCAGGCACCCCAGUUUCUAGUGUAAGGAAAAGGCUGAAAAUAACUCGGGUAAGUGAGUCUCAUACUGAAGAAGAAGUCUCUGAAGCAGAAUCACAUGUUUCAGGUAUUUCUAGAAUUAUACCUGGCACAGAAAUGACAACCAGAAGAAGUAAGGCUAAAUCCCAAAGAGAGCCAAAGCAAGAAUGCCAUGUGGAAGUUAUUUCUGACACUGAGUCAUCGUGCUCAGACAUUUCUUCAUUUAAUGGAAUUGCAACUAGGAGAACAACAAGGAGUAUGCAAAGGAAAUUACAGGCACAAACUGAGGAGAAUGAUACUAAGAUUGUACUAGAAAAUGAGAAGGAAAUCACACAUACACCUGUGAAUUUAGAGGAUUCAGUUAACAGACGAACUUCUCGUUUACCAGCAAGAUCACUUUCUCAGAUAAAUAAGCCAAAUUUCUCUAAUAAUGAAAUUUAUAAUGACCCUGAUGAUGAUUCCGUCUUUGGAAUUUCAGAAAAAAAACUAGCAGUGAAAAAAACCCGAAAUUUUACCAUAAGAGAGGAAAAGCAGGACAGUAUUUCACCUCUCAAAGAAAUAUCAAAGCAGAAUUGUAAAAGUUUAGAUGAAGAAGCCAAAAAAAUAAUAGUUGGGGGAAAAGAAGGUAAUGAAAAGAACUCUCAGUUGAAGAAUCUUUCUGAACUUCAGGACACUGGCCUUCAGCAGUUAGUUUCUCAAAGGCAUUCAACCCCUGAAAGUAACAAAACCACAUCAGAGUCCACAACUCUGAACUGUGAGGCUGUGAUGAAAUCGUUAGCCCAAACAUUUGCUGUUGUGAAAAUGGACAGAUGGAAUGGAGAGAGAAAGAAUGCCAUAAAAACAAGUGACAGUUCAGAACCUGGUGAUGAUAGUGAUAGUGAUGAGGAAGAGUGCACAGUUAUAGGUGUCAGUGAAGACAUGAGCGAAGAAAAGGAGGUAGAUUCUGAGAGUGUUACCAAACCAAGUAAACUUGAGUUCAACACAACUCAGGAUAAAGAUGAUUCUGUUUUGUUAGUUCUCAGCAGUGAUGAAAGCCAGCAGUCUGAACACAGUGAGAAUGAAGAGGACACUGUGUGUUUUGUUGAAAAUAAGGGUAACAAAGAGUCCCUAAAUGGAGACUCAGAAAGUCUGUCACGUGACAAUGCAUUGUUUGUGAUUGACACUACUCCCGGAUUGAGUGCUGAUAAAAAUUUUUACUUGGAUGAAGAAGACAAGGCAAGUGAGGUUGCCAUUGAGGAGGAGGAGGAGGAGGAGGAAGAAGAAGAGGAAGAAAGUGAAGAAGAACUAUCAGACCAUGACAGAAAUAAAGAUAAUGAGUUUAGUGAUGAAGACAACUUGCUAAGUAACACAAAAUCUAAACUUCUGAAGUUGACGAGCAGCAGCAUAGAUCCUGGACUGAAUAUUAAGGAACUGGGUGGUUUGUAUAUUAAUUUCAAUGCAGACAAGCUACAGUUGAACAAGAGAACCCUAACACAGAUAAAAGAGAAAAGGAAAGAUGAGCUUCUGCAUAAAACUGUCAUUACUCCUGAAUUUGAAAAAAACUACUGUGUCCCACCAUAUAGUGAAUCAAAAUAUAAACUUCAGAAAAAACGCAGACAAGAGCGACAAAAAACAGCAGGUGAUGGAUGGUUUGGUAUGAAAGCGCCAGAACUGACAGACGAACUGAAAAAUGAUCUCAAAGCACUGAAGAUGAGAGCUAGCAUGGACCCAAAAAGGUUUUACAAGAAAAAUGAUAGAGAUGGCUUCCCUAAGUACUUCCAGAUUGGAACCAUAGUUGACAAUCCUGCUGACUUCUACCAUUCACGAGUUCCCAAGAAACAAAGGAAGAGAACUAUUGUGGAGGAACUGCUGGCCGAUUCUGAGUUCAGAAGAUACAACCGAAGGAAGUACUCAGAGAUAAUGGCUGAAAAGGCAGCAAAUGCAGCAGGAAAGAAGUUUCGAAAGAAGAAGAAGUUCCGUAAUUAAGAUUCACCAAGCAAAUCACAAAAUUGAUACUGCAGUCUUUUUUUUUUGGCUGCACUGCAAAUUAUACAGAAUCUUAGUUGCCUGACCGGGUUUUGAACCUGCACCCUCUGCAGUGGGAGCAUGGAGUCUUUGCCAUUGGACCACCAGGGAAGUCCCUUCAUGUAUUUUUUUAAGUCACAUAAAUAACUUGGAACAAAGUAGAGAUUUAUUAACAAAUGUAAAAUACCUUAUUCAGUGAAAUACUGAAAUAAACUGAAAUACUUCAACUAAAAA
Molecule: messenger RNA, 2669 nt
Organism: Cervus elaphus (red deer)
Lineage: Eukaryota; Metazoa; Chordata; Mammalia; Artiodactyla; Cervidae
Gene: DNTTIP2
Product: deoxynucleotidyltransferase terminal interacting protein 2
Exons: 8
Coding region: 84-2396 (770 amino acids)
Biological process (GO): RNA processing
Cellular component (GO): nucleolus
Molecular function (GO): RNA binding
Source: RefSeq, a predicted model, not a curated record